Adineta steineri is the source of this 517-nucleotide messenger RNA. NCBI's taxonomy places the organism in Eukaryota, Metazoa, Rotifera, Eurotatoria, Adinetida, Adinetidae. The record is from the annotation of a GenBank genome assembly.
AUAUUGAUCAUACACCUAUUACAUUAUCUUAUCGUUUAACAAAUUCUUUAAUACCAUCAUUACCAAAUGGUGCUGAACAAAUUCUAUCAAAUAUUCAAUCAUAUUCACUUGAAGAAAUUCUUAUUAUUGGAAAUUAUCAAGAUCAAAUUAAAUUUAGUGAAUUAACACUUGAUAUGUAUCGAAUGUUACAAGCAGUUGAAAGACAACCAAUUGAAUCGAUAUCGUCGUUAGAUGACAGAACAACAUCUCAAUCACCAGCUACUCAUAGAAAAGAAAUCUUGAAUUUAUACAAUGAUGAAUGUUCAAAUCGUUCAAAUCCUCAUAAAUAUCUUCUUUAUAAACCAACAUUCAGUCAAAUUUAUGCUUUUACUGCAUCUGCAUUCAAAGAAUUACCUACAAAUGGAGCUCUUCUUCUUUACAUUUCUGCGGAUGGUUAUGAUACUCAUAUAAAAAAUAAAACUGAUCAAUCCUAUGAUUUUGGUGGUGUGAAAACAAAUAAUCGACGUGAUGAUACGAA